Molecule: messenger RNA, 414 nt
Organism: Ilyonectria robusta
Lineage: Eukaryota; Fungi; Ascomycota; Sordariomycetes; Hypocreales; Nectriaceae
Exons: 1
Source: RefSeq, a predicted model, not a curated record
AAAGAUGAAAUGGCCAAGGUUAAAUCCGCCUACGCCGCACGCCCUAGGUACCACCUAGUGCCACAGAGCAGUAUGGCAAUCAGCCAGGCGAACCCAACUGCGAGAACUCAGGAGGAACCGAUCGGACGAACCAUCCGGGAGAGAGCACCAUCCCUCGUACCUAGUCGCAGUCAGCAGAAUCGGCAAGGAAGAAGCAAGUCACCGACAAAGAGAGGGCAAAAAAGAGCCAAUCCUGGAAGCAACGUAACUCCCCUGAACGACGUGGAGAAUGAGAUCACAGUCAACACGGGUAGUCAACGGCCCCAAAGAAUUAUAAUGCCAUCUAGAAGGGCACUGGAAGCCCUUGAUGCAAACUCGGCACGACUACACAGCACCUACCAAGCGGACAACAUGGACGUCGACAACCGUGAAUGA